AUUUUGGUAAAUAUGUAGUUGGGCGAUAUUUGUUAAAGAAAAAAUUUUUAAAUGCUGAAAAUACUUUUAUUCUAUGCUUUUUAACUUUCUCUUUUCAUAUAACUCGGUGGAGAUAAGAAAUUGCAAAUACUUAGGUGAUUAUGCUAUUCUUAUUUUGCAAUACAAGACCUGUGCAAUCAUUCGACCGUCACAAUUUUUUUAUUUUGCUGUGUGUUCGUGAAUGCCUAAUGAAUUAAAAUGGUCGAUUAGGUCAGGUCAGUUUACAUUAUAUAUACUUUCAAACUAAGCGGACAUUAAAAAUAAUAUGAAUUAAUUUUAAUGGUUGUUUAGUUUUAAAGUAUUUAUAAUGUAACUGCCCGACCUAACAAACCGGGACACAGGAUGAACAGUAGGAACUCACGUUUUUUUAUUUUUAUUUAUUACUUGCGCAACAAUAUCGAAAUAAUAAAUAAAACAUUAAAAUUUGAAACGUUAAAAACUAACCUAAGUUAGAGGUGCGUACAAUUCCUUUGCCAUUGUAAACAAGUAACAAUCGUGAAUGACGCAUGAAUGCUCAGGUAUUGUGAUGAAAAUUAAAAAAUUCGAUAUCUCCUAAAGUAUUUGGAAUUUAUUAUCUCCGCCGGGUUUAUUGAAAAGAGGAAGUUAACGAGCAUAGAAUAAAAGUGUUUUCGAAUUUUACAAAUUUUUUUUAACACACAUCGCCGAACUACAUAUUUACCUAGAUGUUUUGUUUCUAUUUGACUGGCUGUGCGGAAGGAUAAAAUACUGAUGGUCUGUGGCAACAUUAGUGUGUACUCAUUCCAAAAUUCUGCCCCCGAAAUAAACGAUAAACAUAAAAUGUGUUUUUGGAGGCACAAGUCAAUAGAAAUACAGCCAACUCUGAAAACAAAUUCAAACGAUUUUUCCAGAGGAUGGAGAAAAAAAAAACCCUCCAUCCAAGACAACUGCUGAAUACCAUUGCCACGAAGGCAGCGAAUGAAGACUUGAUGUUGAAGCAGGAGCCCAGUGAGAUAGUUUUCCCUCUAAUCAAGGAGGAGUCGGUGAAUGAACUGCCGGCAGAUGUAGAUGUCUGUGUGAAGCAGGAGCCGAGCGAGCUGGGUUUCCCGCCAAUCAAGGAGGAGUUGGAUGAACCAUGUGGAGACAGCUGGCAGCCAGAACCCGGCAGUUCCUCUGCCAGCCAGGACUACACUCUGUGCAAGCAACAAGUGAAGGAGGAGAUAACUAUAGAAGAGCACCCUAUAGCUGCAGCCACAGCAGCUGGAUGGAAUGAACCACACAGCUGUGUGAGUUACCAUGGCAACACUUCAUCAGGAUGCAUGGGCCACAGAUCCCAAGACUCACCAGACACCUGCAUCUUAACCAAGCCAGAAGUGACUAACACUGACCCCAUGAAAUUAUCAUGCCCCACAAACUGUCACCCUAAAUCCACAGAAAAUUAUUGUGUUAGCAAUUGUAUUCCAAUACAGCAACGCACUAAUACACACAUAGGCCAUAAACCUUUCUCCUGUACUCUAUGUUCUGCUAAGUUUAGCCAGGCUAGUCAUCUGAAGCAGCACUCCUUUAUACACACUGGAGUAAAACCUUUCUCUUGUACUGUAUGUACUGCUAAGUUUAGCAAGUCUAGUCAUCUGAAGCAGCACUCCUUUAUACACACUGGAGUAAAACCAUUCUCUUGUACUGUAUGUACUGCUAAGUUUAGCAAGUCUAGUCAUCUGAAGCAGCACUCCUUUAUACACACUGGAGUAAAACCUUUCUCUUGUACUGUAUGUACUGCUAAGUUUAGCCAGUCUAGUUAUCUGAAGCAGCACUCUCUUAUACACACUGGAGUAAAACCUUUCUCUUGUACUGUAUGUUCUGCUAAGUUUAGCCAGUCUAGUCAUCUGAAGCAGCACUCCUUUAUACACACUGGAGUAAAACCUUUCUCUUGUACUCUAUGUUCUGCUAAGUUUAGACUGUCUUGUAAUCUGAAGAAGCACUCUCUUACACACACUGGAGAAAAACCUUUCUCAUGUACUGUAUGUACUGCUAAGUUUAGACAAUCUGGUCAUCUGAAGAGGCACUCUCUUACACACACUGGAGUAAAACCUUUCUCUUGUACUGUAUGUUCUGCUAAGUUUAGCCAGGCUAGUAAUCUGAAGCAGCACUCUUCUAUACACACUGGAGAAAAACCUUUCUCUUGUACUGUCUGUUCUGCUAAGUUUAGACAAUCUCAUGAUUUGAAGAAUCAUUCUCUUACACACACUGGAGAUAAACCUUUCUCUUGUACUGUAUGUUCUGCUAUGUUUAGCUGGGCUAGUUCCCUGAAGCGGCACUCUCUUAUACACACUGGAGAAAAACCUUUCUCUUGUACUGUAUGUACUGCUAAGUUUAGCCAGUCUAGUCAUCUGAAGCAACACUCCUUUGUACACACUGGAGUAAAACCUUUCUCUUGUACUGUAUGUACUGCUAAGUUUAGACAAUCUAAUGAUUUGAAGAAGCAUUCUCUUACACACUCUGGAGAUAAACCCUUCGCUUGUACUGUAUGUUCUGCUAAGUUUAGCCAGGCUAGUAAUCUGAAGCAGCACUCCUUUGUACACACUGGAGUAAAACCUUACUCUUGUACUGUAUGUACUGCUAUGUUUAGCCAAUCUAGUUUUCUGAAGCAGCACUUACUUUCACACAUUUGAAAAAAACCUUUAUGUUUAAAUAUUUUUUAUAAUUUCUAUUUUUGUGUUCUAAACAUUCAUGCUAUGCAAGCGCUCUCUCUGGUAUACAUAUACAGUAAAACUUCAUUAAUACAAAUCUGAGGGGACAGAUAAUUUAACCACUUUGUAAUAUUGUGAUAUAUAUUUACCAUGCUUCCCCACAAUGUACUAACAUUAUUUGUUUAGUAUGUUAAAACACAAAAAAAUAUAUAUGUGCAAUAAAUUUGAACACUGUACUACAAUCAGCAUAAGAAAAUUAUUUUAAUUAAAUUCAUGAUUGGGCUACAUAAAAGUAAACUCAAAAUGAUUACAAUUUUAAUAUGUUGCUACAACUUAAAUAUUUAAUAGUGCACUGAAAAUAUUUUGGUAAAAAAAAAUAAAAUUUUUUUUCUUUUAUUUUUUUAUUAACACACGUCGGACAAAGCUACACCACUGAUAAAAAGCUUUGAUUGUUUCAUUGUCUGUAUUGCUGGAAAGUAUGAAUUGAGGGAAUACUCAUAAACUCAUCUAAUACAUAAGUACCUUAUUUCCUGUAUGUAUUCUUUCUUCAACAAUAUACUUAAACUUAACAUAAAUUUUCAAGGCAUGCCCAAAAUCAUGACAUUAAAAACCACAAAAGUUUAAACUUAUUUUGAUUGAAAUUAUACAUUUUAUUAGUUACACAGUAGUCUCGCUAAUCAGCCUCCUGCUAGUCCAGACAUCCGGUUAAUCUGGACGGAUCUAGAAAUAAAAAAUAAAAGAUGAUAAAAUAUGUUGUGGCACUGGAAAAGAAGUCAUUACAAUUCUAAGAUAAGAAAGGGUCCGUUUGCCCUCAGUUGCCGGAAGUAUUGUCACCAUUUUUCCGCUCAUCGCCUGUAUUCAGGGGAGUGACUCACUCUAUACCUGCGAGUUGUUUGUUUUGUUUCCUUCAGUCAAUGAUUACUCGUGCUGGCGAAAGUGCUUUAUUGAGUGCAAGUGUCUUAUUGUGUGCACUUAUUAAGAGCAAGGUAAUGGCUACUAAAUGUAAGAAAGUGAAUUUAACAAUGGAGCAACAACACCAUGCUUGGUUUCGUAUUGACGUGCAACAUUUAGGAGUGGGAAAACGAACUGUUUCUGAUGAAAUUUUUUUAAAAUGAAAUUGAAUAUUUUUGUGUGAAAAUGGUGAAGAAGAACAGUCUGGAUAACAGAAGCACGUUUAAAUAAAACAAAAAGAAACUUUAGAUAAGGCUUUGUAAAUUUUGUUUUGCAUACAACGUGAACAAGGCGCUCCGCUGUUGGGCGCAACAUUACAAGCAUUAGCGCUCACUCUCAGUUAGGGAGUCACCCUGCUUUUACUGCCAGUGUGAGAUAGUAGUCUCGUUGGAAAGAUCGUGAACUUAGCGUAAGUGGUGAAAUUUUGUCAGUGGACAAAAGUGCACAUGGAGACUUUAAAGUAAAAUUUGAAAAGUUUGUUAAAGGUGAAAACUUAAAGCCUUGUCAAAUGUUUAAUGAUGAUGAAACGGGAUUAAUUUACAAAAUUCUUCAAAAAAAAAAAACAUUAGGCUCAAUGUUUGAUUCUGUAGAAAAAGGUUAUAAUAUAAAAAAGGACUGUGACUUUGCUUUCUUGUAGUAUUGCUUUUGGCUAUUUGAAAUUUUCACUUGUGGUGUAGGAAAAUCGGCUAAGCCUAGAUCCUUUAAAAAUCUUAGAAAAAGUGCUCUUCCAGCCCAGUAUACUUCACAAAAAUCGGCAUGAAUGAAACGAAAAAUAAUUAAUGCUCUGUUUUUUUUUUUUUUACAUUUGUUCCAAUAUAGAACGGUUUUUAAUACAGCCCAGAAAAAGCUGUGUUGUUAAUAUUGAUAAUGCACUGUGUCACCCAAGUAAAGAUCUACGAGAUGAUGAAAUUUUUGUAAAAUUUCUGCCACCAAACAUGACUGCUUUGAUACAACCUAUGAAUCAAAGUGUAUUUGAAACAUGAAUCAAAAAUAUAGGAAAAAAAUUAUCAUGUAGUUUUUAGAGCAACAAGAAGCAGAUGUAUCAGUAAACUUAUGGUUCAUAUUGUUACGAGGCUCAGCAGGGCCUCCGGCAAAUCACUAACCUGAAACUGGAUUAUAACUUAGGGAGUAGAAAAAAAAGACCUGGUAGAGCACUAUACUGAGGUACCCGAGACCUAGUCUCCUACCUAUACAGGUAGGGUAGGGAAAUAUUCACGAACUGAAAGAAAACAUAAUUAAACAAUUCAGACACAGAUUUAUAUUUUACUACAUACUUAAAGUUCACAAAAUAAGUAAACUUUAAUAAAUCAAUAAAAAAGUUUCAAAAACGUGAUGCUUGCCGUCCCACAAUUCAUCAUUACUAUUUAUUUAUAGGCAACAUGGCCGCCCUCCCUUCGCCGCAGCUCCGCUAAGGAUUAGUCUACGCGCAUAUCUCUACUGGCAUGCCGAACUACUUUCCCUAAAGCAUGAUUAAAUUACCGAUCAACUCUACAAUCUUCUAAAUUGAUUAAGUGCUGGACAGAGACCGUCCAGCCUGAAGCUCCGUCCCACGAGCCAUUACUCGCCAGUCACUUACCCGCGAUUCGACACAGCGUCACCGCCCCGUCCCGACGUGGAUCACCCGUCCAGAGAGGUCCCCCAGGCGAAAAAGACCCAGUCCAUUCUUGGAAGGGAGUUUUACCUCUCCAACAAAGUCACAUGGAAAACUCGAUCACAGGGAAAAAUUCAGCCACAAAAAAUGGCUGUCCCCCUCCCGCAAGGAAAACAAAACACGCUACGUAGACGGUUCCCUCUGCGCAGGCGCGAGCCUUCCCCUUCCCCUCUCGCGCUACUCCCUUGUUCGAGCAACGUUUCCAAACUCGGACGCCAGAUUGCGACACCAUACAGGACAGUGUCCUCAAAACGGAUACACAAAAGCCUCACGAAGCGAAAAAGGACAAGAACGACAAACAAAAACUGGCGCGGCGCAGCGGGUUUUCGGGAACAACAUGUUGCAACCUCUCAGCGAGCCCUGGCCAGCGACCCGCGAGAAUUAGCAAACCACGCAGCCUCGCAAAAGCCAGCGGUGCCUGCAAACUACAAUCACAGCAACCUAUAUUCCACUACCCGUGUGUCGCAAUCAACAGGCCAAGCCUGGAAACGUGCACGUACACCAACAAACGUUACCCAGACGGGAUACAAAAGUAAAAUAAAUUUAAAAAUAAAGUAAAGAAAUUUUCAGACCGUGACAAUAUUAAAAAAGCAAAAGCGUGGGAAGAAAUUAAGCCAUCAGCUCUUCAAAAAUUAAAAAAUUGUGGCCGAUCAUUUCGCAGGGACACCAGGGACAAGACGAAACUCUGCCAACGUCAAUUAGCUUUGAUUUUCUUCAAGUUUUUCAACAGUUGGAGGGUUGAAUGACAUAUUAGAGGAGUAUGACAUAUCAGAAUGUCUAAUAAGUGACAGCGGUAUUGGUCAUUACAUGUAAAGUGAAGAUGAAAACCUCGGAAGCAUGCAUUGCAAACACAACAACUGAAAUAGACAGUUCGAAAUAUGACGAUGAAGAUGUGGAGGAAUCAGCUUGCCCAACUUACGGUGAAGUGACUACAAUGCUGGAGGUGUUGCUGAUUUACUUUGGGAAUCAUAGUGACAUCUGUUGAGCUACU
Molecule: messenger RNA, 6277 nt
Organism: Bacillus rossius redtenbacheri
Lineage: Eukaryota; Metazoa; Arthropoda; Insecta; Phasmatodea; Bacillidae
Product: gastrula zinc finger protein XlCGF57.1-like
Exons: 6
Coding region: 912-2666 (584 amino acids)
Biological process (GO): regulation of transcription by RNA polymerase II
Molecular function (GO): RNA polymerase II cis-regulatory region sequence-specific DNA binding; DNA-binding transcription factor activity, RNA polymerase II-specific
Source: RefSeq, a predicted model, not a curated record